AUGGCGGAGGUGGCACCCAAGUCAGUGCUGUUCCUGUGUCUAGAUAAUAUUUGUCGGUCAACCAUUGCAGAAGCUGUUUUCAGGAAACUUGUAACUGAUCAGAAUGUUUCAGAGAAUUGGAGGACAGACAGCAUGGCGACAUCAAGGUAUGAGAUAGGAAACCCCCCUGACUACUGGGAGCAGAGCUGCAUGAGGAGGCAUGGCAUUCCCAUGAACCACGUUGUCUGGCAGAUUACCAAAGAAGACUUCGUCACGUUUGAUUAUAUACUGCGUAUGGAUGAAAGCAAUCUGAGAGAUCUGAAUAGAAAAAGUAAUCAAGUUAAAAACUGCAAAGCUAAAAUUCAACUACUCGGGAGCUAUGAUCCACAAAAGCAACUUAUCAUUGAAGAUCCAUCCCUACUAUAUGGGAAUGACUCCAACUUGGAGAGGGUGUACCAGCAAUGUGUCAGGUGCCGCAGGGCAUUCCUGGAGAAGGCCCACUAAGGCUGGGUCUGCAUGGC
Messenger RNA from Nycticebus coucang (slow loris), 500 nucleotides. Its product is annotated as low molecular weight phosphotyrosine protein phosphatase-like. Gene Ontology annotation, cellular component: cytoplasm. The coding region runs from base 1 to 483 and encodes 160 amino acids. Gene Ontology annotation, biological process: protein dephosphorylation. NCBI's taxonomy places the organism in Eukaryota, Metazoa, Chordata, Mammalia, Primates, Lorisidae. The record is from RefSeq and is a predicted model, not a curated record. The transcript has a single exon. Gene Ontology annotation, molecular function: non-membrane spanning protein tyrosine phosphatase activity; acid phosphatase activity.